GGACUUGGAAUCGGACGUGGGAAAUUCUUUGGUUGGGCUACCAACGCCCUUGGUUCAUGCUUUGUUAUUUAGGUCGUGGUCACUUUUUUAAUACACCGAAUUUACGGCCUUACCAAUCUCUCUUGCUCUCUUACUAUAGUUUGUUCAGACAAGGUUUAUGUAAGUCUACCUUUAGGAAAAAUGGAAAAACGGACCCAACCCAAAUGGUUCACUCCAGUUCAAAAUGCUCAGGACGGACAGUUACCUAAUCUAUACCUUUAUAACAGCCUUACGUCACGAAAGGUAAAGCUUGACUUUUUAUUCCGUAUUCCCCAGGACCUAUUUAUCCCGCAAGAUGGAAGGCAUGUUAAGUGGUACACCUGCGGUCCCACCGUGUAUGAUGUAUCACAUCUGGGCCAUGCAAGGUUCUGAUUCCGAUUCAUAUUUACUAAUGCUCUGAAGGACCUACGUCGCGUUUGACGUUAUUCGUCGUGUGUUGGUUGAUUAUUUUAAUUUUAAGGUCACUUACGUCUUAAAUAUUACUGAUAUCGAUGACAAGGUACAAAAAAUUCUAACCAGCACCUAUGUGCCUCUGCAGAUUAUUAAGCGUGCUCGACAAAAUCACUUGAUCAGUGAUUAUCAGCUCAAAGAUCCCGAUCUAGCCACAGUUGUCGGUGAUAUUGCCAAAGGAAUUCAGAAAAUUAAGUCCAAAAUUCAGUUUGAGACGGAUUCGGAUAAAAAAGCAUACCUAAACAGUGAAGUAGAUCGUCUGAUAUCUCUCCUAUCCACUGUGCCACUUGAUGAAGAGGAUCCAAUUAACUACUUGAUACUGAACGCUCGUGAUGCUAUUGCUGAUACCUUGGACUCAGCCUACGGCGCUUCCAUCAGUGACCACCAAAUAUUCGAGGUGUUAGCUAGACAUUUUGAAAAGGAAUAUCUCGUUGACAUGGAGUCUUUAAACAUCAUUCCUCCAUCAGUACUUGUUCGGGUUACAGAGUAUAUAGAUGCAAUAAUAAAAUAUGUGAAACAAAUUAUAGAUAAUGGCUUUGCAUAUGUUGCUCCAUCUGGAUCGGUGUAUUUUGAUACAAAUCGAUUUGCAAGUUCUCCUAUGCAUUUUUAUGCUAAGCUUGUGCCAACUGCAUAUGGGGAUACUAAUCAACUGGAAUCUGGAGAAGGUGAACUGUGUAUAACAGGAGAGAAAAAGUCACCGAAUGAUUUCGCUCUAUGGAAAGCAUCCAAACCUGGAGAACCUUUUUGGUCUAGUCCUUGGGGUAAAGGCAGACCUGGAUGGCACAUAGAAUGUUCAGUUAUGGCUAGCGAUAUUCUUGGGGAUACUCUUGAUAUACAUAGUGGUGGGGUCGAUCUGAAAUUCCCACACCAUGAUAAUGAACUGGCACAGUCUGAAGCCUACUUUGGACAUUCCCACUGGGUUAAUUAUUUCCUUCAUUCUGGUCAUUUAACUAUAUCUGGUUGUAAAAUGUCAAAAUCUUUAAAAAAUUUCAUAACUAUUCGUGAUGCUCUUAAAACUCAUUCAUCUCGACAAAUUCGUUUGAUAUUUCUUUUACAUUCCUGGCGUGAUACUAUGGAUUAUAGUGUUGAUACAUUAGCAGAAGCUGUUGGUUUUGAGAAACAGUUAAUUGAUUUUUUGUACACCUGUUCAAAUAUUCAGUUUCUGGCGAAGCAAUCUUUGUCGAAUAAACACGAUUUGGAAGAAACUGAAAACGAUGACUUUCAACAGACUCUUGUGGAUAUACAACAUAAAGUAUAUGAUGCAUUAUGUGAUUCUUGUGAUACUCGAUCAGUUCUGGAUUGUAUUAAAGUUUUAAUGUCUGAAGCUGACUCAAGAAUAUUCAGUCGUAUUGAACCAAACAAGUGUAUUUCCAAACUGGCUGAUGAUGCUUUCGCUACAGGUCGUUUUAUUCUUCAAUUGCUGCGUAUUUUUGGAGUUGCUGAUCACACUGCUGUUGCUGCUGGUUCUCCGGUACCAUCUGGAGCUAUCAUAGCCGGUGGUAAAGUUCCAGAACAUCAUGAAAGCAUUCCUUUAAGAGAAGCUGAUGAAAGUGCAUUUGGUUUUCGUAGUUGGCUUUCUCUCGAUACGCCAACUGAAGAACGUCUUAUAUCCAGUGUACAUAAAUCGUUGGAAGCUUGUUCCAUUUUUAUUCAAGCUAUUAUUCAUGAAGGUGACACAUUUAAGGAGAUUGUGAAUACUUUCGCCUAUGAAGUGCAGAAACAGUAUGGAAUUGAUUUAUUCAAUGUGCAAUCAGAUGAAAGGCAAUCUUUGGAAUGCAUUUUGAAAACCACCAAUCAAGCUAGUCUUUCUGAAUCGUCGUGUAUACCACAUGGAUUAGAAAUUAAUGUUUGGCCAGUUGUUCUUAAUUUUCUUCAUACACUUAUUUCUAUAAGAAAUACAGUAAGAAAGGUUCUAUCCUCAGGCUCCAUAACUGAUUCUUUAUGCAAGAAACGGUUAUACGAAGCAUGUGAUCGUUUUCGUGAUAUUGAUCUUGUCAAUGCUGGAAUUCGGCUUCAGGAUCGAGCUACAGCAAUUGAUCUUAGUCGUGGUUUAGAUAUUUCACCUUUUAUUGGAUUGGUUGAUAAGAAAUUUUUGAUAAGCGGGCAUUCAGAAAGUAAAACAAAGCGUGUUGAAACAAAAGUUAUAAAAGAAAGUGUUAAGGAAGAGACUGGACGUAUACCACCUUCGGAGCUUUUCCUAUCUGAAGUUGAUAAAUAUUCAAAAUUCGAUUCUAAGGGUAUACCUACACAUGAUGCAUCAGGAAAUGAAUUAUCUAAAAGUGCUUUGAAAAAAUUACAGAAAUUAUAUAUUGCACAAGAGAAACGUUAUGCAGCAUUUUUAAAAAGUAAAGAAUAAUGUAACCGUUUAAAACAAGUAAAACUUAGUCACUUUUUGUACUAACCGUGUUUGGUGUGUUGCUCCGCUUCUCCCUGUUCUCACUUCAUUCUUCGAAAAUAUAUUGUUCCAUCUUCAUUGAAUGUGUAUAUUCAGUUGUGGAUGAUGUUUGUUUUCGAUAUAUUUGAGGAUUUCAAUGUAGUUUUCAUUUUGAUUUUUUUUUAUCUUUGAGAUGGAUAUUUUGUAUGUUGUUUUUUAGUUAACAGUUUUUAAAAAUAAAACCAAUUUAGGGGAUUCUGUUUACACUUUAUGUAUCUACAUUACAAUCAAGAUGCUAUUCGUUGGUAUAUAUUGGUGCUUUGAUAUAUUAUUAGUUUCCAUAUAAAUGUCAUUGUUCAAAGUA
Schistosoma bovis is the source of this 3227-nucleotide messenger RNA. Lineage: Eukaryota; Metazoa; Platyhelminthes; Trematoda; Strigeidida; Schistosomatidae. The record is from the annotation of a GenBank genome assembly.